Molecule: messenger RNA, 1354 nt
Organism: Boeremia exigua
Lineage: Eukaryota; Fungi; Ascomycota; Dothideomycetes; Pleosporales; Didymellaceae
Product: chaperonin 10-like protein
Exons: 2
Coding region: 258-1304 (348 amino acids)
Molecular function (GO): oxidoreductase activity, acting on NAD(P)H
Source: RefSeq, a predicted model, not a curated record
GCUCUCUCCAGUUGUAUAACACCAUAUCUCCGUGACGCUGACAAUUCUUAACCUGUAGACAGACUCUCGGUCCGACUGAGACAGAGCGAAACGGUCACGCCUAAACAAACACUACAUAAGUAGAGCGGAGGAACGUCGUGUUUUGAUGGCUAUCGCAUUUGCAAAAUUACAUUCAUAAGAACACCAGGGAUCUCCUCCAUACUUCAUAUAUUGAAUUACACCAAAUACUAUCAACGUACUUGCAGUCACAAUUCAAGAUGUCGAAGCCAACAAAAAACCUUGCCGCAGUCCUGAACACUAUUGCAACUUCUCUCGUGAUCGAAGAGCGUCCAAUCCCGAUCCCAGGUCCAGACCAAGUGGUAGUCCAGAAUCGUGCGAUUGCUGUCAACCCCAUCGACUGGAAGCGACAAGCCUGGGGGUUUGCAAUAUCCAGCUACCCUACUAUUCUGGGAAGCGAUAUCAGCGGUACUGUGGUAGCCGUGGGCUCCAAAGUCACCAACUUCAAGACAGGAGACCGUGUUCUCAGUUUCGCAAACGGGUUUUCAUCCGGAAAGGACGAAGACUCCGCCUUCCAGACAUACACUGCUACACCAGCGCUAUCUACGACCAAACUACCUGAUAACCUAGACUUCUUGCAAGCGGUCAUGCUUCCCAUGGGAGUUGGAACAGCUGGCAUGGCUCUGUACAAUGACCUUGGCCUUGCUUAUCCUGACCUCAAAGCUCCCAAGAAGAAUCUCGGCUCUAUCCUCAUCUGGGGUGGUGCGUCAAGUGUUGGUACUAUGGCUAUUCAGCUCGCACGUCUGUCAGGGUAUAGUGUCUAUGCCGUUGCGAGCGAAACACAUCAUGCCUACCUCAAGUCUCUUGGAGCGACAGCGGUCUUUGAUUACCAUUCUCCUACCGUUAUUGAGACUGUCAUCAAUGCGGCGAGAAGUGCCGGACAGCCAAUCAGCCUUGCACUUGACACUAUCUCGGAGGCGGCUACUUUGAGAAGCACCGCGGAGAUACUUUCCGGAUCGGGAUCAAAGGAGAGCAUCCUAGCGCACUUGUUACCAUGGGCCGAGGAUGUUAGUAGACCUGAUGGAGUCAAGCUAUCGAAUGUCUCAGCGGAGAAUAUCUGGACGUCCAGAACGGACGUUUCAGCGUGGCUCUUCCAGACCUUUCUUCCCUCUGCACUGGGACAAGGCUUGAUUGUACCGAGCCCGAAAGCACGCAUUGUGGGAGGUGGCCUUUAUGGUCUCCAAGCAGCAAUGGACACUCUCAAGCAGGGAGUCAGUGGCGAGAAAUUGAUUGUGGAGUUGGAAUAAGACAGCAGCUUGAUCUAGUAGGAUUUGUAACAGCUUUUAGAACAACGAAG